AAAGAUUGCAUAUAUCUGACAAGAAGCUGGCUGUGAAGUUCAAUUAAUGGCUAGCAAAAUCUCCAUUUGGCGUUUGGGUCACGAACUAUGGCUGCAGUGAACCUUAUGCACAGUGUAAAUAUGGCCAUCGUGUAAAAAAAUUCAGCUUCGUACAAACCAGACUUCCUCUAACAAUGUCAAGCACCUAAAAGCGCAUCAUAAGUCUGAUUACAAAAAGUUCUUAUGCGAAAGUUUAUCCCAACCAAAUUGAACUUAAUUCUUUGAAGAGUGUCACAUAUACCUUGAGCGUAAACCGUUCGGCUUAUGCAGAAGUCUUCUCGAAUACUACAAAAGUAAGACAACAGUGAUGAAACAGCUCAAUGUUUCCAUUGAUCUUCUACUACCUUCUAGUGUUGCAGAAUCGCUUCACUUCCGCGAGUUUUGUCGAACCAUCGAUAGCAGUAAGAGCAAGAUGGUAAACUAUACUUGAAAAACAUUUUGUUUAACAGAUGGACGAGUACUACGGUAAGUUUGAGGAUCAGAUGAUGUAUACACAUGAGAGAACUUCAAAAGUCAACGUUUUGCUGGAUAUUUGGACUUCUGCUGCCACCAAAAACUUAUCUGGCAAUUUAUGUUUCUUUCCGUCCAAAUUUGGACUACUUAGAGCAAUACUCAUUAAAGCACAAGGUGGCCAGUAUUACUAUCGAUAACGCAACGAAUAAUACAGCCACGCUGAAUCUGAAAGAGCCUGAACUGAUGGGAGAUGGAGUCAAUGUAGAGGGAGGGAUUGUGAAAAUUUGAUGUUUGAAUCAUGUGUUGAACAUUAUCUUCAAGACGAUGGUAGAGAAAUUCGAGAAGCGGAACCAGGGAGUUGUAGCUCUGAUUGAUCACCUAACGUCAAAAAUCAAGUUCAAUGUAUUUUUGAGUGACCACUUCAAAAAGUUCUUUACAAAAAUUAUACCAAAGCACAAUGAGACGAGACUUGUGUCAAGACACAGACAGUUUUCUACUUUCCUCACAGUUACAAGAAAUCUCAACUGAAAAGAGAAGAUAAAGAGCUGUUUCUUUAUGAAUCAGAGGACAUUAUGCCGCCUAAAUUAUUCUUGAAGUUAACAAACCUAUUCUUUCAGCUGACCAUGGCAAUGCAAGAUGAUAGAAUGAAUAAUUUGCCAGUUUUAUACGCAGCUUCAUUUGUUUUUUGAGGCUUGUACCAAAAUCUCCGAAGGAGAUACAACCGCUGCAACCUUAAAAACCGCUGGGCUCAGAAUAAAGCACCCUGAUGAAGCAAUUGAUAGUUGCAAAAUGGAGACAUUGGACGCAAUCAUCUCCUCGAAGCCAUUGUUUAAUAAAUAUUACUCUCUUGCAACCGCUGAGACAGCUUUUUGGGUUGCACACGCUCUAAGGCCUGAUAUGAAAGUUCAAUCUCUAUCAAAAAUAGUAGAUCCUGAAAUGGUGCAAGAUGUGAUGACAAGGGUGUUCAAUUAUAUUGACUUUUACAUUGGCUGUCAGAAGUCUCGAACGCUUACGUCAACAAUGGGUG
Molecule: messenger RNA, 1519 nt
Organism: Lachancea meyersii CBS 8951
Lineage: Eukaryota; Fungi; Ascomycota; Saccharomycetes; Saccharomycetales; Saccharomycetaceae
Source: the annotation of a GenBank genome assembly